Molecule: messenger RNA, 899 nt
Organism: Trichoderma harzianum CBS 226.95
Lineage: Eukaryota; Fungi; Ascomycota; Sordariomycetes; Hypocreales; Hypocreaceae
Exons: 2
Coding region: 297-836 (179 amino acids)
Source: RefSeq, a predicted model, not a curated record
ACCGAGUUGUGGUCACCACCAUGGCUUGGUCUCAACACAAAAAGGUUAAUCCCCCCUUGAUCUCCAUACUCUGUAUUACCUCCUGAGAUCUCGGUGCUAUCUACAGAUGAUGCAUUGAGAUGAGAUGAAUUGUAAGAAGUGAUAUUUCUACAAGGUAGUAGAUAUAUAAAGCCAUAAUGGGUCGAGAGUCAUCAUCAUCGACUAUAUGGCUGCAGUUGCCUCCUAUUCAUUCAUCUGUGAAGUUAUUGCAAUACUCAUCAUAUCGAUCAACUAAUACGCUUUGACAUAUACUCACAAUGAAGCUGGCUAUGGCUCUCAUCACACUGGUUGGACUGGCUGCCGCCAAUCCCAGACCUCAACUUCCAACUCCCGACAUGCCUCCCCCGCCUCUCUCUUCUCACGCUCCUCCUCCUCCAGAGACAGACGAUGAUCCUAAACCUCCGCCUACAACUUCAACAACCACUUCAACUUCCAAGGGCGGUCCGCCUCCAGAGCCGACCAAAGCGCCGCCCACCCCAGACGGGCCCAUCUGCGAAUGCGGCUACACGUAUUGCGCAUCCGUGCUGAUGGGCAUGAAAAAGCCGUGGUCUCAGAAGCAGCUGGGCGAGGCAUACUGCGACACGCCCAACGCUAGCUGCGACAACAACGUGCCGGCCACCAACAUCACGUCUGCCCUCUACAUUUGUCUCUGUGACGACCCUGAUCAAGAGGUUGGUGCGCAUCUGGAUCUUGUUUGCGGGUGUGACAAGUGUCUGAACAUUGGGCCUGACUUCCGCGGCCGCUGCGAGACUCCGUGCCACGCUGGGAACUGCCAGAUGCAGAUGCAGCUGCAGUGAGGGAUGGGAUGUUUGAAGAUGAUUUUGUUUUGAUGAUUUGCGUGCUUGAAGCGGACCUUAGCU